GGGCGGUAACUAUACAUUCAGGAAGAGGUCCAUGGACUGUAAACUCUGCUAGGAGCUAAUUAGUUUGCUAGGUGAAUCUGAUGAAAAAAUAACUCCGUCUGGUCGUUAAAUCGUCCUUAACCAUGUCUGCAAGAAACCCGGGAAUGCCCCUUGACCUAGAAUGGGUGUCCAAGGUGCGGGUGAACACCCAGGCAGUGCUGAAGAGAGCUCAGCAGAUCCAAGGACGCAAUAAGAACAAGAAACAGUGGCAGGCGGCGUGGCUGCUGCGCGCGGUGACCUGUAUUGACCUGACGACCCUGGCCGGUGACGACACGCCCGGCAACGUCCACCGGCUGUGUAUGAAGGCGACCCAGCCGGUACGCUACGACCUGCUGAAGAGCAUGGACAUGCAGGAUAAAGGUGUGACUACUGCAGCGGUGUGCGUGUACCCAUCUCGCGUGGCUGAUGCUGUGAAGUCACUGAAAGCAGCCAACUCCAGCCUACCUGUCGCCUCAGUGGCGACCGGUUUCCCUGCAGGCCAGACCUCUCUGAAGACCAGGCUGGAGGAGGUCCGUAUGGCUGUAGAGGAUGGAGCUAUGGAGAUAGAUAUAGUCAUUAACAGGACUCUGGCUCUCACUGGCCAGUGGGAAGCCAUGUAUGAGGAGGUGUGUCAGUUCAGAGAGGCCUGUGGGGAGGCUCACAUGAAGUCCAUCCUGGCUAUAGGAGAGCUGGGGACCUACACCAAUGUCUACAAGGCUAGUCUGGUGGCUAUGAUGGCUGGGUCAGACUUCAUCAAGACGUCAACAGGGAAGGAGUCUGUCAACGCUACCUACCCUGUCGCCAUAGUGAUGGUCAGAGCCAUCCGGGACUACUUCCUGAAGACUGGUCAUAAGGUUGGUUUUAAGCCUGCUGGUGGGAUCCGUACAGCAAAGGAGUCGUUGGUGUGGCUGACUCUGAUGAAGGAAGAGCUGGGAGACGAGUGGCUGAGCCCUCGCCUCUUUAGACUGGGGGCUAGUAGCCUGCUGGCUGACAUAGAGAGACAGAUCUACCAUCACGUGACUGGUCGCUACGCAGCCUAUCACCAGAUGCCCAUGGCCUGAAACCACGGUUACCAUUUCCAAAGUGACCAAUCCGAAACCUCACCCGAACCAGCCUAUCGCUGUGCAAGAUAUCUCUGUUGUUGGACUUGUCAGGAAUGUGUUGAUUUGAGAUGAUGACCAGAUCAGGUGAAGAAAAGGGAGAGCCUGACGUUUUACUGUGUACCAGACAUACAGUACUACUAGUAUAUCUGUCAUUUUACUGUGUACCAGACAUACAGUACUACUAGUAUAUCUGACAUUUUACUGUGUACCAGACAUACAGUACUACUAGUAUAUCUGACGUUUUACUGUGUACCAGACAUACAGUACUACUAGUAUAUCUGACGUUUUACUGUGUACCAGACAUACAGUACUACUAGUAUAUCUGACGUUUUACUGUGUACCAGACAUACAGUACUACUAGUAUAUCUGACGUUUUACUGUGUACCAGACAUACAGUACUACUAGUAUAUCUGACGUUUUACUGUGUACCAGACAUACAGUACUACUAGUAUAUCUGACGUUUUACUGUGUACCAGACAUACAGUACUACUAGUAUAUCUGACGUUUUACUGUGUACCAGACAUACAGUACUACUAGUAUAUCUCACGUUUUACUGUGUACCAGACAUACAGUACUACUAGUAUAUCUCACGUUUUACUGUGUACCAGACAUACAGUACUACUAGUAUAUCUGACGUUAUACUGUGUACCAGACGUACAGUACUACUAGUAUAUCUGACGUUUUACUGUGUACCAGACGUACAGUACUACUAGUAUAUCUGACGUUUUACUGUGUACCAGACGUACAGUACUACUAGUAUAUCUGACGUUUUACUGUGUACCAGACGUACAGUACUACUAGUAUAUCUGACGUUUUACUGUGUACCAGACGUACAGUACUACUAGUAUAUCUGACGUUUUACUGUGUACCAGACAUACAGUACUACUAGUAUAUCUCACGUUUUACUGUGUACCAGACAUACAGUACUACUAGUAUAUCUGACGUUUUACUGUGUAGCAGACAUACAGUACUACUAGUAUAUCUGACGUUUUACUGUGUACCAGACAUACAGUUCUACUGGUAUAUCUGUCGUUUUACUGUGUACCAAACAUACAGUACUACUGGUAUAUCUGACAUUUUACUGUGUACCAGACAUACAGUACUACUGGUAUAUCUGUCAUUUUACUGUGUACAGUACUACUGGUAUAUCUGCCAUUUUACUGUGUACAGUACUACUGGUAUAUCUGUCAUUUUACUGUGUACAGUACUACUAGUAUAUCUGACAUUUUACUGUGUACAGUACUACUGGUAUAUCUGUCAUUUUACUGUGUACCAGACAUACAGUACUACUAGUAUAUCUGACAUUUUACUGUGUACAGUACUACUGGUAUAUCUGACAUUUUACUGUGUACAGUACUACUAGUAUAUCUGACAUUUUACUUUGUACAGUACUACUAGUAUAUCUGACAUUUUACUGUGUACAGUACUACUGGUAUAUCUGACAUUUUACUUUGUGCCAGACAUACAGUACUACUAGUAUAUCUGACAUUUUACUGUGUACAGUACUACUGGUAUAUCUGUCAUUUUACUGUGUACCAGAUAUACAGUACUACUAGUAUAUCUGACAUUUUACUGUGUACAGUACUACUGGUAUAUCUGACAUUUUACUGUGUACAGUACUACUAGUAUAUCUGACAUUUUACUUUGUACAGUACUACUAGUAUAUCUGACAUUUUACUGUGUACAGUACUACUGUUAUAUCUGUCAUUUUACUAUGUACAGUACUACUGGUAUAUCUGUCAUUUACUGUGUACAGUAUUACUAGUAUAUCUGACAUUUUACUGUGUACAGUACUACUAGAAUAUCUGACAUUUUACUGUGUACAGUACUACUAGUAUAUCUGACAUUUUACUGUGUACAGUACUACUGGUAUAUCUGACAUUUUACUGUGUACCAGACAUACAGUACUACUGGUAUAUCUGUCAUUUUACUGUGUACAGUACUACUAGUAUAUCUGACAUUUUACUGUGUACAGUACUACUAGUAUAUCUGACAUUUUACUGUGUACAGUACUACUGGUAUAUCUGACAUUUUACUGUGUACCAGACAUACAGUACUACUGGUAUAUCUGUCAUUUUACUGUGUACAGUACUACUGGUAUAUCUGACAUUUUACUGUGUACCAGACAUACAGUACUACUAGUAUAUCUGUCAUUUUACUGUGUACAGUACUACUGGUAUAUCUGACAUUUUACUGUGUACAGUACUACUGGUAUAUCUGACAUUUUACUGUGUACCAGACAUACAGUACUACUGGUAUAUCUGACAUUUUACUGUGUACAGUACUACUAGUAUAUCUGACAUUUUACUGUGUACAGUACUACUAGUAUAUCUGACAUUUUACUGUGUACCAGACAUACAGUACUACUAGUAUAUCUGUCAUUUUACUGUGUACAGUACUACUAGUAUAUCUGACGUUUUACUGUGUACCAGACAUACAGUACUACUGGUAUAUCUGACAUUUUACCGUGUACCAGACAUACAGUACUACUAGUAUAUCUGACAUUUUACUGUGUACCAGACAUACAGUACUACUAGUAUAUCUGUCAUUUUACUGUGUACCAGACAUACAGUACUACUAGUAUAUCUGACAUUUUACUGUGUACC
This is a messenger RNA of Oncorhynchus nerka (sockeye salmon), 3727 nucleotides long. It is a transcript of the gene dera, whose product is annotated as deoxyribose-phosphate aldolase (putative). Gene Ontology annotation, cellular component: cytoplasm. The transcript has 9 exons. Gene Ontology annotation, molecular function: deoxyribose-phosphate aldolase activity. The record is from RefSeq and is a predicted model, not a curated record. NCBI's taxonomy places the organism in Eukaryota, Metazoa, Chordata, Actinopteri, Salmoniformes, Salmonidae. Gene Ontology annotation, biological process: deoxyribonucleotide catabolic process; carbohydrate catabolic process. Bases 123 to 1079 code for a protein of 318 amino acids.